ACAUUGAAUAUUAAUCAAGGUCCUUAUUUGCAAUAUGGUAUGAUAUUUAAGAAUGAAGGACACUCCAUUAAUACAUUUAAUAAUUACAUCACAUCGGCGUCUCAUAAAUCAUUAGUAGUAAUAGUUUCUCAUGUUACCGAAAUUAGAACAAGAAAAUUAAUUAGAGAAUUCAUGUUUGGUAUUAAAAAUAAUUUGAGACCAUGUAUGGAACAAAAUGGAAGUAUCUAUUAUAAAUUUUUAGUGAAACUUUAUCAAGGUGUUAAUUAUAAGAUACUAAAAGAGUUUAAAGCAGAAGUUAUGGAAUAUGAUGAUAUUAUAGAGUUUCCAAAUUUAACAGAUAAUGAUGAUUGGCAAAGGAUUGUUCUUACUUGGAUUCAAUCGCUUGAGAAUGAAAUUUCGUAUGAUUACGUUGCAAUUAUUGAUUCGCAUUCUGUAGUGGACCUUAAAAAACUGCGACAAAUUCUAGAUUCAUCUAUUAUUAAUACCUACACCCUAACACCAGAACAAAGAUUUUAUCUAGUUUGGGCAGAUGAUAUGUUCAUAAUCCUUGGUCGAGAAUCUGUUGAUAUUUUACUUAAUAUUGACUAUUUUACUAUGCCAAAUAGAAUUAAAGCUUUAACAGAAUUAUUUCCCAAUCGAAUAUCUAUGGCCUAUUACUAUUACGAAGUAGAAAAUCUUACUAAUAAUAGCAAAUUAUUUUUCAUCAAUGAUCAGAUUGGAAUGAUAGUAUGGACAAAUUCUGUCAAAAGCAUUCUAAUAGAAAAAACAAUAGGGGUCGGUCACGUAUAUCUAGAAAUUGAC
Molecule: messenger RNA, 801 nt
Organism: Dentiscutata erythropus
Lineage: Eukaryota; Fungi; Glomeromycota; Glomeromycetes; Diversisporales; Gigasporaceae
Source: the annotation of a GenBank genome assembly